Rhizophagus irregularis DAOM 181602=DAOM 197198 is the source of this 772-nucleotide messenger RNA. RefSeq lists its product as uncharacterized. The record is from RefSeq and is a predicted model, not a curated record. NCBI's taxonomy places the organism in Eukaryota, Fungi, Glomeromycota, Glomeromycetes, Glomerales, Glomeraceae.
AUGACAAACAUGUUCGAUGAGAAAUAUAUUUUUGGGAAUUAUUUUGUUAUUGGAGAAAGGAUCAAAAGAGGAGUAUGCGGAAUAACCAAUAGUAAAUGCCCCCGAUGCUCGAUAGAAGAUGAGACAUGGGAACAUAUUUGGACAUGUGUUUCAAAUAAUGCUAUGACAGAAAUGAACAUUUUUAAUAAUAGUAUUAAUCAAAUUUUAUUGGAUAAUCAAGACAUGUUGGACAAAGAUAUACCAUGUAAAGAAUUUACAAACACAUUGUUAAGUAUAGCUUCAAGUCGCUCUUUUAUAAUGACAACUGAAGGUAUAAUUAGAGAAGUAACAAGAGGUUUAAUCAAUGAGAAAUGGUUAACUACUUAUAAAAAAAAUAAAGAACGAAAACUCGUUUUAUUGAUUCUUAACGAGUAUUUAAGUGAGGUUCAUAAACAGAUUUGGAUAGAGCGCUGCAAUGAGACAAUUGAAUUGGAGAAACAAAUGGGUGUUUUCAAAGAUACUAAACGAAAAAGGAACAAAAGUAAUGACGAUGGAAAACUACUAGAUUUGGAGAAAUCAGAAAAUACUAAAAACAGUAAAAAAAUUAAAAAAUUAGUAAAAAUAGACUUAGAAGAACAAACAAAAAAUGACGUAUUUAGAUUAGGAGAUCAUAAUAGAUUUAAAAUAGCUAGUCAAGUAAUUAGUAAUUUAGUAAAUACUUAGUUUAUGAGAAUAUAUCGUGAAUAGCACGCUGGUUACGAUAGUUUACACUUUAGAAAUUAUUCUAAAGUUU